UGAUAUUGAUCAUUAACAGAUGCCAGACCUCGACACCCCGUACUCCCGAGCCAGCGUCCCGAAUAUCAACCGCCCUACCAUCGAGCUCAACAGCAAGAGCAUCAACACCAUCCUCACUGAGCGCCAGCAGCAGCUGGAUGCAGUGUUGCGCGACAUCUCAGGUCUGGAAACGGUUGGACAGCAUCAAGAUUUUGCACCAGCAACUUGUCGAACGGAAGGAGAAUAUCAUCCAAUCCAUGACUUUUCACACGGGACUAGGGUCGGCUCUCUGGCGCUUGCCAACUGAAGUCAUAACCCAAAUUUUUCACCGCUUGUCUCCCGGAAGACAAAUAUUUGACACCCGCAUCAAACCUGGCCCCCAUGCUUUUGACCAGAAUAUGCCGACCAUGGAGGGACGUUGCUGUGGAUAUGCCCGGUUUAUGGUGCAGGUUGCAUGUGGAUAUCAACAUCAAUGGAGUCGGGCAAGAAGAUGAGGAAGUCGACGACAGCGACUGGGAGGAAUCAGAUGUGGAAUUCGAUGAUAACGCCUGGCAGCGCGCUGCUUUCUGCUAUAACUCCUGGCUCAAGCGAUCGCGAGGACGUCCACUUUCGUUAGUACUCAGGCGGUACCACUCAACCAAGCUCUUAGGAAACCUUCUUCAGCCUUACGCCAAUCAAAUCUCGUCUCUCUCUAUACGUUUUCUCCGACGAGUGGGAAAACCACAACCUUUGUUAAAAGACGUACCAGCACUUCGAGAGUUGGUCAUACUAGAGAUGAAAGGUCCUGACAUUCAAUCCAUGGCACAAUCUAUCUCGCAACUUCCAUUCACAAUGCGCGUUCUCGAUGUCAUGAAAUCGCCGUUCGACAUGCAUCGCUUAUCUUCUCUCAAUCCCGUAUGGGCCCACCUGACACAGGUCAAGAUCACCCUGCUUCAUCCGGAUGCAUUUUUCCACUUGCUCCAUCUAUGUCCCAACCUCUCCUCGUUGACUGUUGCUGCGGUAUUCGGUUACCGACGGACCUCGGAGUCAUUCACGCACACCAACACGCACACCAACAUUCAAUCCUUAGACAUUGAUUAUACUACUGACUCCGCGAUGAUCCUAAACCCUUUAUCUAUAUUCGAUACUCUAUCACUCCCCAAUUUGCGUGUGCUCAAAGCUCGCUGCCUUACCCCGGUGCAUCAUAAGCAAUUGAGGAAAUUUUUUGUCCGGUCAAAGUGUCCCCUGGAGCGCCUGAUUUUCGGUGGUUGGGCGAAGGCGACGGAUAGGGAGCGAGCAAAGUAUGUUGCCCUUAUUCCUUCCCUCGACGUAGUAGUGACAUAGGAAUCGGUUGUUACGCGUCUCACAAAAUGCUGAUAUUAGGUCUUGGCAGCGGAGGUGGUAUCGUACUACGUAUCAUGUCGAUACUAUACAUUAUAUGUCGUUCAUGCACGUUUAUGCCUCACGAGAAAUUCCAGGCCUGGAGUCAGGGGAAAGAUCAACCAAA
Messenger RNA from Suillus subalutaceus, 1465 nucleotides. RefSeq lists its product as uncharacterized. The record is from RefSeq and is a predicted model, not a curated record. Lineage: Eukaryota; Fungi; Basidiomycota; Agaricomycetes; Boletales; Suillaceae. The transcript has a single exon. Bases 361 to 1302 code for a protein of 313 amino acids.